Molecule: messenger RNA, 3166 nt
Organism: Ceutorhynchus assimilis (cabbage seed weevil)
Lineage: Eukaryota; Metazoa; Arthropoda; Insecta; Coleoptera; Curculionidae
Source: the annotation of a GenBank genome assembly
UUGAAAUUUAGUUUUGUGUUAUUUUGUUUCAUAUUUAUCAACUUUUUACGAAAUAUAAAUAACACUUUCUGGCUUUAAAUUAUGAAGUUGUUAAUCUUAUGUCCGGUUUACGCAUUAUUUUUGUAUACGGUGUGUGUUUUUGGUGACGUUUUUAACGAUAGAAAUAAUGAUUUGUGUUGGGAGGGCUUAGGAAAAUCAGAUGAAGCAAAUAUGUGUCAAAUUAAACCUUUCAGAACAGAUAGUGCCAUCUCAAUUAGAUCGGAACAGCAGAAGGUGAAAGAACUCAGAAACGACAAUUUGACGCGGCACACUAUACAGAACUUUCGACUGCAGUUUCUGGAUAUUCCUACGGGAGACGACUUAAAAAUCCAUGAGUUGCAACUCGAAAAUGAGCUCCUGCUUUUCGAGGCAUUCUCCGGCUUAAUGGGAUAUUUACUUCCAGGCGAAUUUCCUAUAGGUGCCAUCCGCAAUGCUUUCAGGGACACAGAUUCUUCGCAUUUAUGGAUUUUCCAGGUGAUAAAACUAGAAAUUCUCGUCGUCCUAUGGAUAAUUUUCUGGGCAAUACUCUCCCUAUGUCUCCCAGUAGGAGUUAUGGUUUUUUUUUGCUUUCCGACAAACAUGAGACGUCUGAAUGAGGAGCUCUCCAAUGAUUCCCUUGACGGCACGAGGCGGACGACCGAGCAAACUUUGGGACGUUUGUUGCACGUAUUGCUUAUUUUGAUGUUGUUUCCAGUAAUCCUUAUUUUAGCAGGCAACGAAGAAAUCUCCAAAUCAAUAUCGAAGGCUCCCUUGUCGGUAACCACAAUUUACGACGAUAUUACCACGUUCAUAAGAAAUUCAAACAUGCAAAUAUCCUUUAUUACCACAUCUUCGACGGAUAUAGCUCUGGAGGCUAUUAGGAAGGAGUUAGAAGAUGGUGAAACUUUCUUAGGACAACCCUACCAACAACAACUGACAUCUGAAACUGGGUUGGACAUGGCCCUUGCAUCACUUGGAAAUCUUAAAAAUGAAACGUCAAAGGUGUCCUCAAUAGUGUCGGAUUUACUAGGCGAGUGCGAAACGGCCAAAAAAGCUGGAAAAGCUCUGCAGGAUGAAAUUCAGGAAAUGACCCGACAGCUGGUCGCUAUACAGCAGCAAUGCACCGCGAACGACCGACCGCUCUGCUUCACGAUUCAAUUUUCUGGAUUUGACAUAACGCUUCCACUGAAUAACUUAACGACCGAUUCGAAAAUCCAUGAGCUCGAUCGUAUAAAAAAAAACGACACUUUGAACAAGAGCAUUGACGCAGCCCGAAAGAGAUAUUCGAAUAUUCCGGGGCAACUUGUUCAUGAGUCGACAGCGUAUAUUGCAGACAUUAAAUCGCUGCUAAGCCGAAAACGAACCGACGUUUACAAGUCCACACACGAACUGGACGUCCUGGCCAGGACCCUGACAGAGGAAGUAAAUGUCAGCCAAAAAGCAAUUUUCACUAUCCUCGAAAAUGCCGUUAAGUGGGAUUUGUGGCGCUGGCUGGUGAUAUUAGCAAUUGGAGCAUUAGUACUUAUUAUUUGGAGUUUUCUAAUUUGCGGAGCGCCAUGUGGCUGCGAUGUAACUUCAAAAACUAUUCCUCUACUAAUAUUAGGAAUUAGUUUAUCUUGCUUGAUAUCCCCAAUAAUAUGGGCUUUAGGAACUGUAACUCUUUUGUUAGGUGGACAUGGUCGAUCCUUUAUAUGUCAUCCAUUAUACGAUCAUCCCAACUAUGGAAUAUUAGGCGAGUUUUUGGAUAGAGGAGGAAUUUUAUACGAGGAACCUGAAUUCUUCUUCGAUUUUUCCAGUGAAAAUGAUUCAGUUAAAAUAGCCAAUGUCUUAAACGGGUGCCAACGAGAUCAAACAGCUUAUCAAACAUUUCACAUCCAAAAUAAGUUCCCCUUAAACAAGAAACUUAAUUACAAGACGUGGGACGACCUAAACACACUUAUGAAUAACUUUACUAAGGCAAAGUUCGAGGUUGAGAUAUUAAGCACCAGCUUGCAAAUUAAUUUGCAAAAAUUGAGUUUAGCUUCAGCUGCAAAUCUGACCGACUACAGGUUACAAAUAUCAUCGAGUAUAAGCCGAUGGGAUUUGGCAUCUUUUUCAGAUCAACUUAACUCUGUUGGAAGGCAACUGGAGGAUACUGUUAUUAUAAGAAAAAUGGAUAAUCUGGCCUUUUCUAUGCGGAAACUUGUUCAAACUGAAAUGCAGAGAUUAAACGACCUCAGGGGACGGAUUCUAUACAAAAUAACUUCGUUAGAAGUAUUGCUGCCCACGUUGAAUGCGCAAGUCAAUCAAUCACUGUCUCAACUAGAAACUAUACAGAUUUUUUUGGAUAAUCAAGGAUCAGAGAUAUCCCAGAAGGUCAAGAGACAAUUCACAGAUCGAAUUGAAAAUCACUUAGAAGAACUUUAUAGCUACACUACAAAAAAGGUAACUAAGGAGAUCGGAAAAUGUCGACCGAUUUGGGAAAUAUUUCACGCCGGAAGGUUUCACGUCUGCAAAUUGAUUUUUGAUCCCUUGAACGCUAUUGCAUUUGCAAGUUUCUUUUUGAUACUUGUUUUUAUUGCAACAACUCCAAUUGUCGUCAAAUUGAUCGACAUUUACCAAGAAGGUAGUAGAGAAGGUGGAUUUAGUUACUCACAUCGUGAAUCUCGUGCUGGGUUGCUAUCUGAUGACGACCGAAUUUGGACGUCGCCUUCAUCAGGUUCCCUCGAAGAGCGAGAAAUGAUCAAUACCCUACCAACAACAUGGAUCAGUCCUCCACCUAGACCACCUACAGUUGCUUCGCAUGUCCAGCCUACCAGAAAUCCACAACCACCCACUAUUACCUAUACCCGAUCGUCGCCCAGGCCAAGAAGCAAGCUCUCAGGCCUCGCCUCCAGAAUAACCGGCGCCAGAUCCAAGACACCCCAAAGGCGUGAGACUCUUAGAGAAACACUUAGAUUAAUUGAGCCUAUACACUGGAAAUCGGGAUCAACGACGCCUAGGAGCUGGAUAUGAAAUAUUUUUACUAAAUUAGCUCAUAAGAUAUUUUACUUCUCGAUUUAAACCACUUUUUAAUAUUUAAAUAAAAAAUAUACAAACUCAUUACCUACCUACUUAAGUAAUACAUAAUAACAAACUAUGAUACCCACAAACAAUAUUUAUUUUUUCA